This is a messenger RNA of Branchiostoma belcheri (Belcher's lancelet), 822 nucleotides long. RefSeq lists its product as uncharacterized. The transcript has a single exon. Lineage: Eukaryota; Metazoa; Chordata; Leptocardii; Amphioxiformes; Branchiostomatidae. Gene Ontology annotation, cellular component: endomembrane system. The coding region runs from base 1 to 822 and encodes 273 amino acids. The record is from RefSeq and is a predicted model, not a curated record. Gene Ontology annotation, molecular function: signaling receptor binding.
AUGGGCAGCCAUCAUGUAAAGACAGGGCAGGGUCAGUCUCAGUCCAUUGCUAACUCUUACACAAACACCACAGCUACUGUACUGACCGGUGGUCAUGACAACCAGUAUGAAGAUAUUGACAGCCAUCAUGUUAAGACAGGGCAGGGUCAGUCUCAGUCCAUUGCUAACUCUAACACAAACACCACAGCUACUGCAGUGACCAGUGGUCUUGACAGCCAGUAUGAAGACAUGGACAGCCAACAUGUAAAGACAGGGCAGGGUCAGUCUCAGUCCAUUGCUAACUCCUACACAAACACCACAGCUACUGUACUGGCCAGUGGUCACGAACACCAGCAUGACGAUAUUGGCAGCCAUCAUUAUAAGACAUUGCAGGGUCAGACUCAGUCCACUGCUAACUCCUACACAAACACCACAGCUACUGUACUGACCAGUGGUCACGACAACCAGUAUGAAGAUAUUGACAGCCAUCAUGUUAAGACAGGGCAGGGUCAGUAUCAGUCCAUUGCUAACUCCAACACAAACACCACAGCUACUGUACUGGACAGUCACUAUCAUCACCAAUAUGAUGAUAAGAACCAACAUGAUCAGACAGGGCAGGGCCAGUCUAAGGCCAUCACUGAAUUCUUGCAUGCGGGAAAUAUAUCUUAUGGCACAGGGCCUACUGCCUCAAAGCUUACUUCUCUGCGCGAAAACCAAGAUGAUAAAACAGGGCAGGGCCAGUGUCAGGCCAUCACUGAAUCCCUGCAUGCGGAAAAUAUAGCUUAUGGCGCAUGCGGGGCCUACUGCCUCAAAGCUUACUUCUCUGCGCGAAAACCAAGAUGA